Molecule: messenger RNA, 3596 nt
Organism: Coccinella septempunctata (seven-spotted ladybird)
Lineage: Eukaryota; Metazoa; Arthropoda; Insecta; Coleoptera; Coccinellidae
Product: transcriptional repressor scratch 2-like
Exons: 3
Coding region: 227-1546 (439 amino acids)
Biological process (GO): regulation of DNA-templated transcription
Molecular function (GO): DNA-binding transcription factor activity, RNA polymerase II-specific; RNA polymerase II cis-regulatory region sequence-specific DNA binding
Source: RefSeq, a predicted model, not a curated record
GGGGUCUGUUUGUUUAGUUUGUUCUGUUUCGCCGGCUGCGGCCCGUUUUUCCUGUCUCUCUUUCCACACUAUACUUCCGCUCACUUUCAGUUUUCCGCGGCUCUAUUUUUCCGUCUUGAUGUGUCCGUUAUCGGCUCUGUGUGUGUGAUUUCGGGUUGAUGAACGAAACAACUGUUCGCUCGUUGUUGGGAACGAGGCUAACAGGGACCACAGAAGCAGCAACAGCAUGCCGCGCUGUCUCAUGGCGAAAAAAUGGAAGGCAUACCCAUGGCCCGAUCGAGCCGAUCCUCCGGAUGAGGAAGAGGAAGAAAUAGACGUUGUGGGGGACUCACCGGCGGCCUCAUGCUGGGGCCCUUCGAGUCCCACAGCGGGGGCUACCGCGCCUAGUCCACCCCCCACGUCGCCUCACGGGACUACUCUACUCUACAACGGUUACUUUCAAGAUCCUACAACUUGCACGGCCACCUAUCUACCACGUAACGAACAGACGGGUCAGUCGCAAACUCCUUCCUAUGCGACACUGAACACGGUGAUUGAAACAAAAGCAUUCAAUUCGGAAUUCGUUCCUCCACCUCCGGAGCCUUUGCGCCAAAGAAAAUCACUAUCCAUGACCUACACCAGCACCGGGGCCACUCUUUCUCUUCCACCGAAAAAGAAAGACAUAUACAGACCGUACUCCCUCGACGAUAGACCCAUCCUCCAGUCUAUCAUCAGGGUGCCGGCCGAGGAAGAUCUGCACGCAGCGCACGCCAUUCUAGACCUGAGUGCUUCGACCACAGUGUUCUUGACAACUCCACCCGCGAUCCCGCAGCAUGAGCCGACCCACGAGGAAAUGCUGAAGCAGGAACACCAAGUCCUGGAAGCUCAACAGGACGAGAACACACCAAGCAACAUUCCAUCCUACAAAACAGGGAAGACGAUAGCCUACACCUACGAGGCGUUCUUCGUGAGUGACGGAAGAUCGAAGAAGAGACGGGUACCGGACGAUCCGACUGGCACACUGACGGCGAAAGCUGUCAAUCCCGAGAAACCCAAAUACACGUGUAGCGAAUGCGGUAAACAAUAUGCCACUUCUAGUAACCUCUCGAGGCACAAACAAACGCAUAGGAGCCUCGAUUCUCACAACGCCAAAAAGUGCAUCACUUGCGGAAAGGCGUAUGUCAGCAUGCCAGCGCUGGCCAUGCACGUUCUGACGCAUAAAUUAGCGCACCGAUGUAGUGUGUGCGGAAAACAGUUCUCCCGUCCAUGGCUCCUACAGGGCCACCUGAGAUCCCAUACCGGCGAAAAGCCUUACGGAUGUGCGCACUGCGGGAAAGCCUUCGCCGAUAGGUCGAACUUGAGGGCGCACAUGCAGACGCACUCGGUCGACAAAAAUUUCGAGUGUCUGAGAUGUCACAAGACCUUCGCUCUCAAAUCGUAUCUGAACAAGCAUCUGGAAUCUGCUUGUUUGAAGGAAGAGCCAGGGGGGGCGGUGAGUUCAGCGGAAGAGUCAGUAAUCAAAACAAUUCCAGACCCUACAGUUCCUCUUAGAGUAUAUGCUGGAUAAAAGACUGAUAAUUUCGUAUCUUGCACCACAACUCCUAGAUUGACAACGAAAUGCUCUGAUGUGUUUCACUCAUGAAACACUUCACACACCAAUCUAUACUCAAGGUGCUUGAAAUUUUGAUCCGUUGUUUUUCUUAGGGGUUACUACGAGAAUAUGAGGUAAUCGUUCUUCACUCCAAUUCUAGUCAUCUCUAGUCAGUUUGUAGAUAUUUAUAUAACAGUUAGUUCGUAGUUGGGUCACGUUAUCGAAACGCCCAGAUUAGCAAUGGUUUAUUCUUCAGAAACUAUUGAACCCCUUGUAAAUACCUUCCCUAAGAGAGAUAACACAUCGCAACACGUCCACUAAGUUAGGAUUAGAUUUAAGCUCUCUUUAACCUAUUAGGUCACCACCACUCACUGAAUGAUGUAAAUAAGUAUAUGAUUAAGCAGAGCAAGCAUCUUCGUACCGCAAAAGAAACAAGGCUAGUCAUAAACCAAAUUUUAGUUUAUUCCGAAACUGUUAAGGAAUAAUGGGUGUUUACUCACAUGUAUAUAUAAAUUAUUUAUUCCAAAUAUAACGUAACGAAUUAUUUAUUUUAAUUUUAAAAUCGUAUGAGGUUACUUUCAAGUCAGCAGUAUCCUCAGUAUCACAUUUACGCUCUAUUCAAUGAGCAGAAAGUACAAAUAUACCAAAGAAAUACUCAGAAAUGUCAACGAAAACAUGACCAACGAAAUGCUGGGCAAAAUACAUUUCAUGAACCUUUAUAUCGUUUUUCAAAUAUUUUACUAAAAACUUGCUCUAAUUUCUGUCCCAAUUCUGUGGAAUUUUUCAACUUCUGUCAGUACGAGGACUCUUGUCGAAACCAGCCUUGUUCAAAAUUCGAAUAAUGCUGUGUACUCUCCUAUCGCAUUUCAAGUUUCUAAUUUUAUUUUGAACUUUCUCGUUCUGGAGGUUUUGAGCCCAACGAACAAAAGCAAAGUUUCAUAAACAACGAAGUUAUGCAAAUAAACUAAGUAUUAUUAUAUACAUAUUUAGAUUUAGGGUGAAAUUAAGUGAGAUUCAUUGUACAUUUCUAGUCGCUGCUUCUAGUCCCGUUUCCAGAUGAAGGCAUGUCGUUUUUGCUUCAUUUCAAAGGCCACAAUAUUUCUUCGUUGUGAGCUUUCAGUUUCUACCUAACCCAACAAGAUCGGGGUUAGACCUUAAAAACAACCCUCAUUGCCAGUAUCGAAAUGAAAUCAUUUUCGCCAACGUCUUUCAAUCUUGAUUUUUCUUCCGAGUUUCUGGGAAGUUGACUUUGAGUUAGCCAUUUCAUAUUUUCAUUUCGAGAGCAUUUAGUCAAUUUUGUCCCAUUUAUAGUCAAUUAUAUUCAGUUUACCACCCUUACGGGUUUUAGAUGUGUGAACUCCAGAAUUUCAAAAAAUAUUCCAAAGAUGUUUCUUGAAUGUAUCAAACAUAGAUUUACAAUUUUAAAAGGUCGUUCAAAGUAAAUUCAACGAACAUAUAUAAUAUAGCUUAGGCCCGUAUUUUUGCAAGCGUACUUAUUAUAUUGAUAACCUUUUGGAAGAGAUAUUUAUUUAAAAGUGGCCAGUUACAUUGCUGGUCUUAAUGUAGGAAAUUUUUUGUGUAAUUCCAAAUAGUUCUUACGUAGUGGGGGCCAGUGCAAUAAUGGUCCCAGCGCUGGCCAGGCGAGUGUAUUCUAGUCAUAAGCCAGUUGAAGCCAGGAUCAGAGAAGGACGAAGUCUUCGCAGAAUGUAUUCUCAUUGUAUCGAUUCAUUUCGAAGUAGUACUCACGAUAAUGAAGAUUGCGAUCCAAGGCACGACGAAAAGAACAUAAUGAAGUUCAGUAAUUAGAUGGAUCGAUAACAAUCAAAGUAACAGUUCUGAUGGAAGCAUAUAUCUACUUUUGAGUAGCCAUGUAUGCGAAAGCUUAGGUCGUUGAACGCCAGAUGUCGCAUCGAUUUAUUUAUUACUUCGAUGUCCCCACUGACUUUCAACAAAAGGUCCCCUGCUUCAUUCAGUUGGCAUCAUUGGUUGAGUUACGCGAUACUGACGAGCUCAAACAAGAGCGAAA